CUCCCCGGACCCUGCAGUCACUAUAUCUGGUCUCUCUGGACCCUGCAUUCACUAUAUCUGGUCUCCCCGGACCCCGCAUUCACUAUAUCAUGUCUCCCUGGACCCUGCAGUCACUAUAUCUGGUCUCCCCGGACCCUGCAGUCACUAUAUCUGGUCUCCCCGAACCUUGAAUUCACUAUAUCUGGCCUCCCCGGACCCUGCAUUCACUAUAUCUGGUCUCCCCGGACCCUGCAUUCACUAUAUCUGGUCUCCCUGGACCCUGCAGUCACUAUAUCUGGUCUCCCCGGACCAUGCAGUCACUAUAUCUGGUCUCCCCGAACCUUGAAUUCACUAUAUCUGGCCUCCCCGGACCCUGCAUUCACUAUAUCUGGUCUCCCUGGACCCUGCAUUCACUAUAUCUGGUCUCCCCGGACCCUGCAGUCACUAUAUCUGGUCUCCUCGGACUCUCCAUACACUAGAUCUGGUCUCCCCGGACCCUGCAUUCACUAGAUCUGGUCUACCCGGACCCUGCAUUCACUAUAUCUGGUCUCCCAGGACCCUGCAUUCAAUAUAUCUGGGCUCCC
Staurois parvus is the source of this 563-nucleotide messenger RNA. The record is from the annotation of a GenBank genome assembly. NCBI's taxonomy places the organism in Eukaryota, Metazoa, Chordata, Amphibia, Anura, Ranidae.